This is a messenger RNA of Toxorhynchites rutilus septentrionalis, 4590 nucleotides long. RefSeq lists its product as uncharacterized. The record is from RefSeq and is a predicted model, not a curated record. NCBI's taxonomy places the organism in Eukaryota, Metazoa, Arthropoda, Insecta, Diptera, Culicidae. The transcript has a single exon. Bases 1 to 4590 code for a protein of 1529 amino acids.
AUGCCGGAAAGUGACCUCUUCAACUGCCCGUUGUGCGAGCAGGCAAACAACGUCGAAGACAUGGUCAUGUGCGACCAGUGUGAGAAGUGGAUCCACUACAGCUGUGCGGGAUACGACGAGCAAAGGAAGGAAGAGCAUUGGAAGUGCCAAGAUUGCUGCGGUACGCGCCACCGUGAAACCACAUUGACACCGGUAGCAAGACCUAACGGAGAUGUAGCAGGAGGAAGUAACCCGAUCGACGAACGGGCCCGUCUAAACUUGAAGCUGCUGGCGGAUCAGAAGGCACAUCUGCUGAAGGAAUUGGAGCUGGAUUUCGCACAGCAGCUUGAACGGAAGAAGUUGGAACUGGAGAAGGAGGCGUUGAAAAUUCAGUUCGACAUACUGAAUGGUUCUUCUGACGGUGGCGUUGGAUCAACCGGACCCUUUGGAACUACCAGUGGAGCAGCGGCAAACGUUGGCCGCAAUACAGAGUGGAUGAGUCGUCUAAAUCAGGUCACUGCGUGCACGAAUCAGCUAAAUAUUGCUUCAGCUAGCACGACAACAAUUUCUACGACUAACUCCGAAAAUGCUCCACAAUUCUCUUUUGCCAAGGGAAACAAGUUCGUCCAACCGAGUUCAACCAUUCCGUCAUUCACCUCCACCACCUCCACUUCCGCCACCACCAAUCAACUACCAACGUCCGCUGGUGUAUGUUCGACGCGAACGAAUUAUGAUCAUCCGUCUCACGAACUGUGUCAAGCUUCGGGCUUCCUUCACGAGUUUCAGUCCGGAAGAGGACCACUUCAGCUGGAUUCUUCGACGCCAACGACGAAAACCAACUGGGCCAACCCGACGCUCGGCUACACCAUUCCUACGCAAUGUUUACCAACAGCUAUCAGCUCAGUGAUACCAUGUGGAAGCUACCCGCUGGUGGGUAGAAACGUAAGCCAACCGUACCAGGUAACGAAUAGCGUAGGAAAUAUAGUGUCAGUAGGUCAAGCUUCAUAUCCUCAAUACACGAAUAGUAGCGUAGGUCCAAUAAACCUGGUAGGGAAUCCAAUGAAUGUAAAUCAAUCCUUCGUACACCCCUUACUCUCAUCAAGUGUACCCCAACAAUACUCACAGGUGUACCCUGUUAAUUAUUCGCUACCAGCAAUGAAUCCAAACGUCUCGCAAGUGCCUCUUCCAAACUAUCAAGUGCCUUUAUUGAACCAGCAAAUGCCGGGAAUGAAUGGUGAAAUAAAUACACCCACAUCUCGUCAAAUGGCGGCGAGACAUGUUAUGUCGAAAGAACUCCCAGUAUUCAGUGGAAAUCCGGAGGAGUGGCCUAUGUUUUUUAGUGCCUUCAACACAUCCACAGAGGCCUGUGGAUAUAGUGAUGUGGAGAACCUAGGCCGCCUUCAGCGGUGCCUGAAAGGUGCAGCACUGGAAGCAGUUCGCAGCCGACUCCUGCUCCCCGCAUCGGUACCGCAGGUGAUCCAGACGUUGCAGCUUCUGUACGGGCGACCGGAGCAGAUAAUCUACGCGCUGCUUUCGAAGAUUCGGGAUGUUCCUGCACCGAAAGCGGAGAACCUGCAGUCACUUAUUGCCUUCGGAAUGGCAGUACAGAAUUUCUGCGACCAUCUGGAGGCUGCAGCGCAAGUUGCACAUCUGUCAAACCCAGUGCUUCUGCAGGAGCUAGUGGACAAGCUGCCGGCACAUCUGAAGCUGGAGUGGGUCACAUUCAAACGUCAGUUCCUGGUGGUUGACUUGCGCGUAUUCGGCAGGUACAUUUCGAACCUGGUAUCGGCAGCGGCAGAGGUGUCUCUAAACGUGGAUAUCAAGGGGACGAAGCUGAAGAAAGAGGAGAAGGUGAAAAGUUUCGUUAAUGCGCAUCUCUCUCCGACAAGUUCGACGGAAUCGCCGAAACCAAGAUCGGAGUCAUCGAAAGCUGUCGCGUCCGUUAUCUGCUUAACCUGUGGGAAACCGGAUCACAAAGUCAGGGAAUGUGAAACCUUCAAGAAGAUGAACCGGGAGGAUCGCUGGAAAGUCGUCCACACCAAUUUCCUGUGUCGAACAUGUCUCGGGAAGCACGGAAGGAAACCAUGUCGUUCUCAAGCUCGCUGUGAUGUACAGGGUUGCCAAAUGAAGCAUCAUCCACUUUUGCACGGUAGUGCGACAAGUUCUACACCAACGUCAAGGCAAACGCCACAACAAGCUAAUUCAACGCCACCGGAAAAUCAGAACGAAGGCGUUAACGCUCAUCGUACUGCAAACUCAACCUUGUUCCGGAUUCUACCGGUUAAGCUCUUCAACAAGGAACGGACCAUCAAUACACUGGCGUUCAUCGAUGAAGGGUUGUCGGUUAUGCUCAUGGACAGGAGUCUCGCUUAUUCGCUGCAGGCUAUAGGACCAAAGAAGCGCCUUUGUCUAACGUGGACGGGAAACAUUACCCGCGACGAAGAAGAUUCCAUGCAAGUGGAAAUCGAGAUUGCGGGAACUGGAGCGAAGAAGCGCUACGUACUUGAUGACGUUAGGACCGUCGAAUCUCUUGCGCUACCGAAGCAGACGCUGCGCUACAAGGAACUCGCUGAACGCUACAGACAUUUGAAGAAGUUGCCAAUACAGGACUUCGAAUCGGAAGCACCAGGUAUUUUGAUUGGUGCAAAGCACACCAACCUUACCGCUACGCAGCAAAUAAGAGAGGGUGAACUGGGUGAGCCGAUUGCUGCUAAGACAAGACUCGGCUGGGCCAUCUACGGGGCGAUACCAAAGGGAACUGCGUACCCCAGCUACAAUCUCCACAUCUGCGGCUGUGACUUGGAGAGCGACCUGCACGAGCUAGUAAAGCAGCACUUCACGGUGGAGAACACGGGCGUAUCUGCGGACUCAAGUCCCGAGUCUGAGGACGAUAAGCGGGCCAGGGCCAUACUAAAUGCAACGACGAAACUGACUGAAGGAGGGUUCGAGACUGGGCUGCUAUGGCGAUACGAUAACGUCGAGUUUCCUGCAAGCUACGCUAUGGCAGUACGGCGGCUCCAGUGCUUGGGACGGCAACUGAAGAAGAGUCCCGAGGUGAUGGAAAAUGUCGACCAGCAGAUAAUGGAGUAUCAAAGGAAAGGCUAUAUCCACGAAGCAACGGAGGCCGAACUAUGUUCAGCAGACCCACGCUGGAUGUGGUAUCUUCCGGUGGGUAUUGUCCGUAAUCCGAAGAAGCCGAGUAAGAUCCGUAUAGUGUGGGAUGCAGCAGCUACGGUGGACGGAGUCUCCCUCAAUAGCAUGCUGCUAAAGGGGCCGGAUCUAGUAGUACCACUCCUGGAAGUUCUAUGUGGCUUUCGGGAACGAAGAAUUGCCAUCGUAGGCGAUAUAAGGGAAAUGUUCCACCAACUAAAAAUGCGACAAGAGGACCGUUACAGUCAACUGUUUGUCUGGUUUGGAGAGUCGGAGCAGCAACUUAAAACCUUCAUCAUCGAUGUGGCAACUUUCGGGUCGACGUGCUCACCAUGCUCGGCGCAAUUCGUGAAGAAUCUGAAUGCAGCUGAGCACGCAGAGCAGUACCCGAAAGCAGCAGAAGCGACCCAACGCCGCCACUAUGUCGACGAUUAUUUGCAGAGCUUCGACAGCGAAGAAGAAGCUUGCCAGGUAGUCGAAGAGGUGAAACUGGUCCAUCGACAAGGUGGAUUUGACAUCCGAAACUGGUUGUCCAACUCGUCCGCGGUCCUCGAAUGGGUCGGGGAAGCUGAUCGCACUCCAGCAAAGAUCGUCGGAGGGACCGGAAACGAAAUGGAGCGAGUAUUGGGAAUGCAGUGGAAUGCAAAGAACGACAUGUUCCUGUUCUCCAGCGAUGUCAACGUGGAAGCGAUCACUCCCACGAAGCGAAAUAUCCUGCGUUGCGUGAUGUCGUUGUUCGACCCGUUAGGCCUUCUCUCUCACUUCUUAAUCCACGGAAGGGUAAUCAUCCAGGACAUAUGGCGAACGAAGGCAGGGUGGGACGAUAUUGUGGAGGGUCCUAUCCUGAACCGCUGGCGUGUGUGGGCCGGGAUGUUCAACGAACUUGGAGAUGUUCAAGUUCCACGUGCUUAUUUCCCAGGUAUAUCGUCAGACGACAUUGAUGAUCUGCAGCUACACAUCUUCGUAGAUGGAAGUGAAACAGCCUAUGCAUGUGUUGCCUAUCUUCGAGCCUCAAUCAACGGUGAAUACCACAGUGCCCUCGUAUCCGCAAAGGCAAAGGUGGCUCCACUGAAAGCGCUGUCCAUCCCGAGGCUGGAGCUUCAAGCAGCACUGAUCGGCUGCAGGCUGAUGAAGACGUUGUGCAGCAGCCACAGCCUCCAGAUAAAGCGAAGAAUAUUCUGGACGGAUUCGAAGACCGUCCUUUCCUGGAUCCAUUCCGACCACCGCCGGUAUAGGCAGUUUGUUGCCUGUAGAAUUGGUGAGAUCCUGGCGAAAUCCAAUCCCGAGGAGUGGAGAUACGUACCAUCGGGGCUCAACAGUGCAGACGACGGUACAAAGUGGAGAAGUAAACCUAACUUGAAGCCCGACGGUCGCUGGUUCAGAGGGCCGGAAUUCCUGAAACGUUCGGAGGAGAUGUGGCCUAAACAAGCAAACAAGCUGAUCUCACCGAAGAGGAACUGA